Archocentrus centrarchus (flier cichlid) is the source of this 2010-nucleotide messenger RNA. RefSeq names its product chromosome 17 C5orf22 homolog (gene c17h5orf22). The transcript is spliced from 10 exons. The record is from RefSeq and is a predicted model, not a curated record. Bases 219 to 1547 code for a protein of 442 amino acids. NCBI's taxonomy places the organism in Eukaryota, Metazoa, Chordata, Actinopteri, Cichliformes, Cichlidae.
ACAUAAAAACAAUGCUGGUAUGAUUUCCGCUGGUUCUGACUCGUGACAGCUGUAUGAAUGGUAGCAACACUUUGAUACUUGGUAUGAAUUUCAGACCGUUUUUUAACCAAACGUUAUGAGAAUAUAUGCUGGAAUGGACGGUGUGGCGCCGCGGUACUAGCGCCCUCCAGUUAAAGGAAACACUGACGGUAUUCAGACGGUAGUUCCCCUCCGCUAGGAUGAGCUCUGCGCCGCUGAAGAGGGUCUACAAGCAGCUGCCUGUUUAUAUUGUGGAGGACCACCAUGACGUGGUGUGCCACAUCUACCGGGCCAUCGCAUCCAGGCAUCUCCCACUGAAGAACGUAAAGAUGAUUCAUCUGGACUCCCAUCCUGACCUCCUCAUCCCUGUCAACAUGCCUGCUGACACAGUUUUUGACAAGGAGAAACUGUUUGGUGAGUUGAGUAUAGAAAAUUGGAUAAUGCCAAUGGUGUAUGCCGGUCAUGUGUCCUGUGUAGCAUGGUUGCAUCCAUACUGGGCCCAGCAGAUCAGAGAAGGAGACCACAGGAUGACUGUAGGCAGAGACUCGUCCACCACCACCAUCAGGGUGACCAGUACAGACAACUACUUCCUCAGUGAUGGUCUGUAUGUGUGUGAGGAGCAGCUGGAGAACCCAAAGCCUCUCCGACUGAGUGUGAUCAAAGUCAACCCUGUCAGACUAAGUCACGACUCACUAACCGGACAGAAAAUAGAAAAGGACACAGAGGAAUGUUCAGUCAAAAGACCCCGAACAGAGCGGAGGAAAUCUGGAGAACCGAGCAGCUCACACCCCCCCGCAGCAGCCACUGACUCACUGCAACCAGCAGAGGGCAGCAACGUCAGCGAUGUUGAUGAUGAAGGCUCAACCAGUUACGUUGUGAAGAGAAUAUCUUCAUUUCUAAGUGAGACGGAGCCGUACAUUCUGGACAUUGAUCUGGAUUUCUUCUCUUGUAAGAACCCCUUCAAAGAGCUCUACACACAGGAAGAAUACUCCACACUUAAGGAGCUCUACAGCUUCAGAGGACCCAGCCUGAAUGCUAAUGAGGAGGAGCUCAGUGAGUGUGUAGAUCAUCGUAUACACCAGUUAGAAGACCUAGAAGCAGCAUUUGCUGAUCUGCUGGACGAUGAUGGAGAAGAGACCGUUACACGCUGGGCCAGAAACCCGGGCAUGGCUUCAUUAGCUCAACUGGUUUCCAGUCUGAAGGCAAGAAAUCCAUGCCCUGAUUAUGAAAUGGUUCACCAGGCAGGGUUAACCUGCGACACGGUCGAGCUUCCUCACCACAUCAGCACUGAUGAGGAGAUCGACAGACUAAUCUCAGCUGUGCAGCUCUUCCUGAAGGUUCUUCCCACACCUACACUGGUGACUUUGUCCAGGUCCAGUUUAGAUGAAUACUGCCCAGUGGAGCAGGUGGAUUCAGUCCAGAGCAGAGUACUGGAGGUGCUGGAGAGCUUGUAUGGAGCACUGGACGUACACGAAGUCUAUGAAAGUAGCAGCACAGGGACUCAGGAUCACCAGCCAUCAGGAUCUUAACAAAAAACCAUCUUUCAUUUGGAUGAUUUUAUCAAAACCCAUCAGAAGCUGCUGCUGAGAAUUUUAAUAAACAUAUCAGUGUCCCCUCCCUGGAGUCCCUUUAUGCUCAUUCUUUUAUGUAGCACUAGCUAGAUGCUACUGCACCUACAGUUUAUGGACAUGUGCACCAAAAACGCUGUUUCAGAUCACUGUAACCCCGAGUGUGCUGCUGUAAGUGAUUUGUUUUUCAUCUUGUCGUGUCAUACAGUAUGUGUUAUUGUUCCCUCCAUUUAGAUUUAAAGUGACACUGUAAGGCUGUCAUUUGUCAUUUUUCCGUCACUCACACUGAUAGUGUAACACAAUAUAAUAAUAAUGAUAUUUCUCAUUUCUACUAAUGUAUUUCUUUCUGAGAACGGUGCAGCUGAAAUCACUUUAACACUGGACUAAAUGAAGGUUACACUUUCUGAAUGCUGGCUGCAGAUGG